CACCACCACCACUAUCACCUCCUCCUUCUCCUACCCCACCCCCCUACACCUCACCUCCCCCUUUCCUCCGUCCUCGUCACCCACCCGCCCCCUUUCUCUCCUGCUCCCUCGCCCCUUCAUCUCCAGUCUGAUUCUGUUGUCUCGGCGGCGAGCUGGUCUGGGAGGAAGGAUCUCGCGAGUCUUGGAGUUUUGGUGAGAGUUUGUGGAAGAUGGCGCCUGUUGUGACAGGGAAGUUUGGGGAGCGCCCUCAACCACAGCGCCUAACGAGAGAAGCAAUGCGGAACUAUCUGAAGGAGCGAGGAGACCAAACCGUUCUGAUCCUGCACGCCAAGGUUGCACAGAAAUCCUACGGCAACGAGAAAAGGUUCUUCUGUCCUCCUCCGUGUGUGUAUCUGAUGGGCUGUGGCUGGAAGAAGAAGAGGGAGCAGAUGGAGAGAGAUGGCUGUUCGGAGCAGGAGUCUCAGCCCUGCGCCUUCAUUGGCAUCGGCAACAGUGACCAGGAGAUGCAACAGCUUAACCUGGAGGGAAAGAACUAUUGCACCGCCAAAACAUUGUACAUAUCGGACUCAGACAAGCGCAAGCACUUCAUGCUGUCCGUACGCAUGCUGUACGGCAACAGCGCCAACAUCGGAGUCUUCCUCAGCAAACGCAUCAAGGUCAUCUCCAAGCCUUCCAAAAAGAAGCAGUCGCUCAAGAAUGCUGACUUGUGUAUAGCGUCAGGAACAAAAGUGGCGCUGUUCAACAGACUGCGCUCUCAGACGGUCAGCACGCGCUAUCUACAUGUGGAGGGAGGGAACUUCCAUGCCAGCUCACAGCAGUGGGGAGCCUUCUAUAUUCACCUGUUGGAUGAUGAGGAGUCAGAGGGUGAGGAGUUCACUGUGCGGGAUGGUUAUAUCCACUACGGCCAAACCGUCAAACUCGUCUGCUCCGUCACGGGAAUGGCCCUGCCUCGACUGAUCAUCCGCAAGGUGGAUAAACAGACAGCCUUGUUGGAUGCGGACGACCCCGUGUCUCAGCUCCAUAAGUGUGCCUUCUACCUAAAGGACACGGAGAGGAUGUACCUGUGCCUUUCCCAAGAGAGGAUCAUCCAAUUUCAAGCCACUCCAUGCCCAAAGGAACCAAAUAAAGAGAUGAUCAACGACGGCGCCUCUUGGACAAUCAUCAGCACGGAUAAAGCAGAAUACACGUUUUAUGAGGGAAUGGGUCCGGUCCAGUCAUCUGUCACACCUGUGCCUGUGGUAGAGAGCUUACAGCUGAAUGGUGGAGGUGAUGUAGCAAUGCUGGAGCUAACAGGACAGAACUUCGCACCAAACCUGCGAGUGUGGUUUGGAGAUGUGGAAGCAGAAACUAUGUACAGGUGUGGCGAGAGCAUGUUGUGUGUAGUUCCGGACAUUUCGGCGUUCCGCGAGGGAUGGCGGUGGGUAAGGCAGCCCGUGCAGGUUCCGGUGACACUGGUACGGAAUGACGGGAUCAUCUACUCCACCACGCUGACCUUCACGUACACGCCAGAGCCGGGGCCCAGACCCCACUGCAGCGCGGCAGGGGCCAUCCUGCGCUCCGGCAGCAGCGACCUGCUGGCCACCAGCAGGAGCGGCGUGGGGGGGAACGCAGACACAGCCGUCUACGGCACCAACAGCACGCCAAACUCCGUCACAGCAUCGUCCUCCAACGCCACAGCCGCCGUGGUGUCAUAACGUACACGGGAACACUUUACAGAACUCGAAAUGUGGAAACAAAUUACCAACAGCAACAACAAAAAAGAGACUACGAGACUUUUGUUUUUUAUAAAAGUGCUGCAUAUUGAUUUCAAAUCCGGAAACAUUUGACAAAGAAAAGAUGGAAUGACGGAAUUACAGAAUACCAAGACUAAAGAUGAAGGGAAAAGUCGGAGGGGAAUUUUUGACUUGUAUGCCUUUGUGCGUGCGUGUGUGUGUGUGGAAUGGUGCUUUGUGGGAUGGACACAAAAGCCAAAAAAAAAAAGAGGCAAGAAGCACCUGCACCCGUCAACACGACACAGGAAAUGAGGAGCAACCCACAGCAACGACACACCAGCCCUGUACAAUAAAAACACACAAAAACAACGGUUUAAGAAAGAAGUUCCUAAAGUUUUCCCCUCUCACCCGAGCUUCUUCCUUUCUCGCCCUCAGUCCUGGGUGGUGUGUGUCAUUGCCUGUGGGUAGAAGAUUCGUGGACCCAUGAUGUGGACACGUGUGAGGAGGGAUCACGUCCAAAUUGUAAGAGUUACAUAUAGUUUUUAUGGACCAACGUUAUUGUAUAAGCUUUAGUAAUGGUACAUUUUUCUCCAUACCUUUUUUGUAUCAAAACAUAAUAUAGUAUGCUUUUGUUACCAAAUAGAUUCUGUUCCUAUUCUGAGCUUUUUACACUUUUUUUUGUUUUUGUUUUGUUUUGUUUGUUUUUAAUUAUUAAUUUGAUUGAUGUUACUUUCUAGGGGUGUUUGGAUGAGGUUUUUGGGUAGGGAUGGGGCCUUGGGCCUUCGUCUGGCUUUUGUAUAAAGCUUCUUUCAUCUCUUCUCUUCAGCGAACAGCUGCUUUUCACCUUUUUGGGCGGACUUCUGAAAAACACUUCCGUUUUUGAUACUUUUCCAUUUUUAAAACAAAACUUUUACCUUUCUUUGUUUCUUUUUUCUGUGUUUUUUUUUUUUUCGCUUUGGGAAAAAAACUCAGAGGGUCUAUUUUUAUUUUUUUUUAUACACAAAGUCUUUGAAAAGAACAAAACAAAAAAGCUUUAAGCAACGCCUCUGCCUUGCCUGCAAUAUGAUUGAAUAUGUGAAUAUGCUCCCUUUAAGGAUUUUGUACCGUGUGCAAGUGUGGAUGUGUGUGAGUGUGAGAGUCUUCAAAGCGCAAAAAAGAACAGCGCCAUCUUGUCCUCCUCUCUUCCUUAAAAAAAAAAACACAACAAGAAAAAAAUAAAAAAAUGGUGAAUCCAGACACCACCACUCGCAAUACUGAGGCCUACAGUAGGUUUUACAUCAACUAGUUCACUCAUCGAAUCCAAACAGUAGCCAUAGGUUAGAGUCAGUAGUAGUGUACAGUUCUAGCAAAGAACAAACAGAGAGUAUGCCACAUAUCUGUGAUCUGUAGUGUUCGUAAUUGUCACAAUUUUUUUUCUUUGAAUAGAAAUUGCUGCGGUUCCUGCAAAUGUUUUUCAAGCUCAUUUUGUCUUCCUACACUUCCGAAUUGUUUUGUUACAAAAACGACUGAACUAUUCCACUGGAUCAAGUCAUAUCCUUCAUUAGACGUGGCCUUACUGUAACACCGUGGUUUUAGAGUGCAGUUCACGCCUUACAAACGUGGCCUGUGAACUAUGAGCUCUUAAGCUCAGCCUAGUAUAGUUUUUUUUUUUUAAGAUUAAGACACACCCUUAAAUUUAAUAUGUUGUCAGAUUUCAUUUGAUGAACAUUGAAAUGUUUUGCUCUCAUAUGAACAUACCCAAAGAUAUUGUGAUACAUGGCUGUUUCUGUUUUUUGUACGUUUUGAAGAGUGUGUUGGCACCCGUGGCCUCUUAUCCACCAAAAGUAGGGAGCUUUAUCACAUCAGUGUAUUGAUUUUUGUUUCUUUGAUUUUUCCUUUCUCGUGGCCUUGCUAACACACUAAUGUAUAUCCAGAAUUAUCAGUGGCAACUAGGAGUGACUAACAAAUCAGCCUGCUCUAGUAGUUUUGUAAUAUUUUGUAAUAUUUUCUUUUUUUGGUCUUUCCUUUGUACAGUAAUUUAACUUGUAAGGACCAUCAGUAUGCUUCCUUUUGUUUAUUUUAAUAAUUUUUUUUUUAAACCCUCUUCCCCUCUGAAUCUAGCAGCUUCCUGUGGUAUUUCUUGUCAGUGCAGUUUGGUGUGUGUGUAUGCGUGCGGUGUCCAAAUUUGUCACUUCCUCUCCUGUAUAGCUUAUCUGUCUAUAUCGUCCUAAUAGUAAUGGACAAGGGACUAGAGACGUGUCCACUUGAUGAUGAACUCAAUGGCCUUUAGAUGCGUGUUUUGUCUUUCAAAGAUAUAUGCAUACAGCAAUAUUGUAUAGGUCACGUUCUGUGUCUUGGUCUGUGGGUAAUAACCACUGAUUUUCACCAGCCUGAUCCACGUUUUUGUGGCUACGAUGAACAGCACACUCGUCUUGAGUCGAAUUAACUUUGCUUCACGCUCCACCACUUUAAAAAAGAAAAAAGAAAAGAAGAAACAAAAAAAGUGAUUUAUCUACAAUUUUUGGUUUAUUAUUUUUGGAUUUAUGUUUAGAAGAACAAAAGCAACCACCCUGCCAUGAUCAGGCCUGACCUUGAAUCGGACUUUCUUGAAGGCCCAGGACAGUCAGUGAGAACCAUUUGUGGAGCUCCAGCUUCCUUCGUUUACAUCACUGCUUGUAAACACAAAUAAGUAAAAAUCAUGCCAAGCCAGCAUCAACGAAACGCUCAAGAAAAAAGUCGGUGGUUGAUGGACAGAUGCUUCAGAAUGGACAGUCUUCAGUCUUCAGACAGUCUUCCUUGCUGGCUGGAUCUGUCAUUGAUAGUGAUGUGGUUGAACAAUUCAACAAGGCAAUAUUUUAUUGUUUUGUUUUUCUUUUUUUAAAGAAUGGGUGUCAUGAGUGCACUUCCCGGGAAAACUGUAAUUUGAAUAUUUGUAUGUCGUGAGUAAUAAUCUUCAGUAACCCCCCUCCAGAGAGAUCCAUUCAGGAAACCAGAGAACUAGUUUUUUUGUAGGUAUUGCUACAGCAGAGCCUCGUCAGACAACGAAACAAAAGCAUGUUGCUACAAGUGCUACAGUAAAAUGUCCAGUAUAUUUCCAAAUGUUUGUGAACACCCCUUUCUCAAUUUCAGUAGUGGCUUUAGCUUCGGACAGAAGUGUAUCUGCAAAGCGAACCCUCCUUCGCUAUCAGCAGCCGGAGCCAGAGAGAGAGCACAACUGGCCAUACUCUUGUCUGGGUGGCUAGAUGCCACUUUCACUUCCCAAAUUCAACACUUCAAUAGUGAUGUUGGUCAGCACAGCUUUUUUUUCGGCUGAAUAAUCAGAGCUGGAGAUCUGGCACUUUCCUCAGAGUUCAUUGGCUACACUUCUGGCAGUUCGAAAGGACACAGUGGAUGACUUCAAAUGUAUCAGGGCAGGCAUGGGUUAACUAGUUAAGUUAAAUUGAGCAGAAUUGGUUACCACAUGUGAUUCCAAAUGUCAACAAGUAGAUUGAUUAAGUGUUUGUGAUUCAGGACCAGUCACCUGACGCAAGUACCUGACCUAAUUUACAAAUCUCUUGGCCAAAGCUGGUUGCAUUUAGGUCUUCACCACAGAGGUGUCCACAAUCCUGUGGAAUCAGAUCGUCUUUCAACAACAAGUAGAACAAAUAGGGUGCCCUACCUCGACUAAAGCCCAAACUUUGGAACGCAGCUAUUGAUAGCAUUGGAAUCAGCAGGUGUCCACAAACCUUUGGACAUAUAAUGUGUAAUCUGCCAUAAAGUUUCCAGUCAAACUCUCAGCUAACAUCUCAUCAUCUCUAAUAUUCAGCUCUAGACCUGGACAGUCACGAGGCUGGUUACACCUUUCCUGACUGGAACUUUUGAGUCUGGAAGAUUAGCGGGGUUUAACGCAAGUUCUGUUCUUCCCUUGUUGAAUUUUGUUUUUUGUACGAAUAUGAAAACUAGCUUUAAAGUGUAUUAUUGCAAUAUUUUAAAUUAUUCUUGAAAUUGUCUCCCCGUUUAAUGUGGUGUUAUAUUGAUGAAAAAAGUGCUUUAAGGCCAGGUUGCCUUCGAUGUGGAGAGAGUCCCCUAAAUGUUUAAAUUUGUAUUUUUUUGCCCGUUUUAUGAUCAUGUUAUUUUCUGUUUUAUAUCAUUUCUGAAGCGUUCACUCUGUUACGAGGAUGUGUUUGCUCAACUUAUGCCUCUACUUUUUGUUUCAUCUUGAAUUAAAACGGUGGCAAGUUUCAUUCAACUGUUCUUUGAAGAAGCCUAAAUGACAAUCCUAGCUGGUUUUACUGUUUACAUUUGACCUUUUCCUUGUUUGUGAUGAUGGUGUGGAGCUUUAGAAUGAAGGACUUGUCUAGAAAGACUUUACGACUUUAAUCUGGAUCAGCCGUGUUUCACAACACUUACAAACUGUAACUCCUGACUGAACCGAACGCAUGUAUAUUAGUGACAUCCAGCCAAUAGCGCUUCAUGAGUCUUCGAGUUGGUAGAGAUAGUAACAGCAGUCCAAUGUUAAAAACGUUACUCAGCCUUCCUUUUUUUCUUUCAGUCAGAACUGAGCCCUGAGCUUCUGUUCCACAGUGUGAGAGUUACGUCAUUCAGUACACUGUUAGUGAUUAGUGCACUGGUUACCAUUCAGUGUGUUGGUUACGUUGUUCAGUGCAUUUGUAACGUCAUUCUGUGUGCUGAUCUCGUUGUUCACCAGGCUGCUUACGAUGUUCAGUGCUCUGGUUACGUUGUUAGGACACUGCUUACAAUGUUCAGUGCACUGGAUACAUUGUUCUGUGCUCUGGUUACAAUGUUCAGUACACUUGUAACAUCGUUAUGUGUGCUGAAUAAGCCGUUCAGUGUGUUUGUUACAUUGUUCAGUGCAUUUGUAACGUCCUUCUGUGUGCUGAUUUCGUUGUUCAGUACUCUGGUUACAUUGCCUAAUGCAUUUGUUGCAUUGUUCAGUAUGCUGGUUAGGACGUUCAGUGCUCUGGUUGUGACAAUUAAUUCUCUGGUUACAUCGUUCAAUGCACUGGUUACGAUGUUGAGUGCUCUGGUUACAAUGUUCAGUGCACUGUAACAUAGCUCAGUGCAUUGGUAGCAUCAUUUAGUGCACUGGUUACGAUGUUCAGUGUGCUGGUUACGAUGUUCAGUGCACUAGUUACGAAGUUCAGUGCACAGGUUACGUUGUUCAGUGCUCUGGUUAUGUUGUUCAGUGCUCUGAUUACGAUACGCUCAGUGCACUGGUAGCAUCAUUCAGUGGUCUGGUUACGAUGUUCUGUGGGCUGGUUAUGAUAAGUGCACUGUAACAUCGUUCAGUGCUCUGAUUACAAUACUCAGUGCACUGGUUACGUCACUCAAUGCACUGGUAGCAUCGUUUAGUGGUCUGGUUACGUCGUUCAGUGCUCUGUUUACAACAUUCAGAGCGCUGGUUACAUUGCUCAGUGCUCUGGUUCAGUUGUUCAUGUGUCCACUGAUUUCAUUAUAUUACUCCUUUACUCUGUUCUUUCAAAAGCAUCUGUUUUUAUGAUGUUUGAUCUGUGUGCGUGUCCUCUAAAAUGCCAAAUGACUUUUUAACUUAGAGUUUCAUGCACUGCUUAAGAGAAAAAACAUGGCAGCAGAGGCAGCUUUGAAAAUGAUAUCUUUAAGAGUGUUGGAGAAGAGCAGACGAGUCUGAGAAAGAAAAGAACAAGCUUCUCUUUUCUUUUAUUUUCAUUCUUUUAUUCUUUCUCGAUCUUGCUUACCUUCUCUGCACUCUUGCUUUUUUUUUCUCCUGUUUAUGCAUGCUCUCCUUUUUUCUUUAUUUUUUUCUUUUUCAACUCUUGCUUACUUUCUAUUUCUAAUUCUUGCUUUUUCUGUUGGAGAGUUUCUAACGCUCUCGCUUACAUUCUUUUUGUAUUGCUCUCACUCACUUUUGUUUAAUUUACUUUUACUUACACUCUCUCUAGUCAAGCGUUACUCUUGCUAUUUUUUACUUGCUCUCACUCAGUUUUAUUUUUGGUUUCUCUCAUUUUACAUUUUUUUUGUUCUCACUUUGCAUUCUCUCACACUCUUUUCACACUUCUUUUCUUGCUCUUAUUCACUUUUAUUCUCGCUUCCUAUGAUGGAGCAUGUCUCUGGCUGUUGCCUACAUUCUUUUCUUUUGCUCACUUUCUCAUUCCCUUUUCUCUCUCACCCUCUCUUUGCUCUCUAUUGCUGACUUUUAUGUACGGCUCAAUGUUUGUGUGUGUGUGUCUGUUGGUUACACUUGGUCAGAACAGCAGAUGGACAGACUGAAUAGUUCAGGCUUGGUUGGUAGAUGGUUUCUCUGUGAUAUUUUUGCACUUAUUCAUUGUUCUCCUUGCCUCAUGUAUCUACAUGUACCUGCAGAGAAUCUUUAAAAAAAAUGUUUUCAUUGUAAACAAGCUCUUGCUUACAUUUCCUAUUUCAUACCACUCACAUUAACCCCCCCCCCCCUCCCUCUCUCUCUUAGUGUAUUGUUCUAGUGGUAACAAGCAGAGGUGUUGGUAUGGUAGUGGUAUCAGUCCUGACAGUAGGAUCCUGUGCCGUCUGUGAUAUUUUAGCAAUAACGUGAAACAAGGGGACAGUUUUUUUUUUUAUUAUUAUAUAUAUAUAACAUUUAUAGUUUCUUUCAGUUGUCUGUUUUGUACAUAUUGCACCUGCUCAGUUCCAUGUCAUUAAAGGAAUAAAAAAAACUUGCAAUAUUGGCAUAAAAAUCCAGAAAUAAAAAAGUGAGAAAUACCCUGA
This is a messenger RNA of Astyanax mexicanus (Mexican tetra), 8408 nucleotides long. RefSeq names its product recombination signal binding protein for immunoglobulin kappa J region b (gene rbpjb). Gene Ontology annotation, biological process: regulation of transcription by RNA polymerase II; Notch signaling pathway. The coding region runs from base 210 to 1694 and encodes 494 amino acids. Lineage: Eukaryota; Metazoa; Chordata; Actinopteri; Characiformes; Acestrorhamphidae. Gene Ontology annotation, cellular component: nucleus; MAML1-RBP-Jkappa- ICN1 complex. The transcript has 11 exons. The record is from RefSeq and is a predicted model, not a curated record. Gene Ontology annotation, molecular function: DNA-binding transcription activator activity, RNA polymerase II-specific; RNA polymerase II cis-regulatory region sequence-specific DNA binding.